GACUGACGGAGACACCAGGAGCCAGGUCGCGGGUGACUCCCAGCAAGUGCUGCUACGGAAAGAUGCCAGUCCGCAGGGGCCACGUCGCUCCCCAAAACACUUACCUGGACACCAUUAUCCGCAAGUUCGAGGGCCAGAGUCGUAAGUUCCUGAUCGCCAACGCGCAGAUGGAGAACUGUGCCAUCAUUUACUGCAAUGACGGCUUCUGUGAACUCUUCGGCUACUCCCGUGUGGAGGUGAUGCAGCGACCCUGUACCUGUGACUUCCUCACGGGCCCUAACACUCCGAGCAGUGCUGUGUCUCGCUUGGCACAGGCCCUGCUUGGUGCUGAAGAGUGCAAGGUGGACAUCCUCUACUACCGCAAGGAUGCCUCCAGUUUCCGCUGCCUGGUGGAUGUGGUACCGGUGAAGAACGAGGACGGGGCCGUCAUCAUGUUUAUCCUCAAUUUUGAGGACCUGGCCCAGCUCCUGGCCAAGAGCAGCAGCCGAAGCCUGACCCAGCGCCUGUUGUCACAUAGCUUCCUGGGCUCUGAGGGCUCUCACAGCAGGCCGAGUGGACAGGGGCCUGGCCCAGGCAGGGGCAAGUACAGAACCGUCAGCCAGAUCCCACAGUUUACCCUCAACUUCGUGGAAUUCAACCUGGAGAAGCACCGCUCGGGCUCCACCACAGAGAUUGAGAUCAUCGCUCCCCACAAGGUGGUGGAGCGGACACAGAAUGUCACUGAAAAGGUCACCCAGGUCCUGUCCCUGGGCGCAGAUGUGCUGCCGGAGUAUAAGCUACAGGCACCUCGCAUUCACCGAGGUACCAUCCUGCACUACAGUCCCUUCAAGGCCGUGUGGGACUGGCUUAUCUUGCUUCUGGUCAUCUAUACAGCAGUCUUCACGCCCUACUCAGCCGCCUUUCUGCUCAGCAACCAGGACGAAUCACAGCGUGGUACCUGUGGCUACACCUGCAGCCCACUCACCGUGGUGGACCUCAUCGUGGACAUCAUGUUCGUCGUGGACAUUGUCAUCAACUUCCGGACCACUUACGUCAACAGCAAUGAUGAGGUGGUCAGCCACCCCCGACGAAUCGCUGUCCACUACUUCAAGGGCUGGUUCCUCAUUGACAUGGUGGCCGCCAUCCCUUUUGACCUGCUUAUCUUCCGCACUGGUUCCGAUGAGACCACCACCUUGAUCGGGUUACUGAAGACCGCGCGCCUUCUGCGCCUGGUGCGUGUGGCUCGGAAGCUGGACCGAUACUCUGAGUAUGGGGCCGCUGUACUUUUCUUGCUCAUGUGCACCUUUGCGCUCAUCGCGCACUGGCUGGCCUGCAUCUGGUACGCCAUCGGCAACGUGGAGCGACCCUACUUGGAGCCCAAGAUUGGCUGGCUGGACAGCUUGGGUGCACAGCUCGGGAAGCACUAUAACGGCAGUGACCCAGCCUCAGGACCCUCUGUACAGGACAAGUACGUCACGGCCCUCUACUUCACCUUCAGCAGCCUCACCAGUGUGGGCUUCGGCAAUGUGUCACCCAACACCAACUCUGAGAAGGUCUUCUCUAUCUGCGUCAUGCUCAUUGGCUCCCUUAUGUACGCCAGCAUCUUCGGCAACGUGUCGGCCAUCAUCCAGCGCCUGUACUCGGGCACGGCGCGCUACCACACGCAGAUGCUGCGUGUCAAGGAGUUCAUUCGCUUCCACCAGAUCCCCAACCCGCUGCGGCAGCGCCUGGAGGAGUAUUUCCAGCACGCCUGGUCCUACACCAACGGCAUCGACAUGAAUGCGGUGAGCCCUGCGGCCCUCAUGGGGAGUGGGUGGGCCACCGGCUGUGAGCCUGAUGCAGGCUGCUCCCCACCGCCCCCCCCCGCCCACACCGCACCCCCGCACCGCACCACACCCACAGCCCCAGCUGCGCUCGGAGGGACUCGCCACGCCCCCCACCCACAGGUGCUGAAGGGCUUCCCUGAGUGCCUGCAGGCCGACAUCUGCCUGCACCUGCACCGUGCGCUGCUGCAGCACUGCCCGGCCUUCCACGGUGCCAGCAAGGGGUGCCUGCGCGCUCUCGCGGUCAAGUUCAAGACCACGCACGCGCCGCCUGGGGACACACUGGUGCACCUGGGCGACGUGCUCUCCACGCUCUACUUCAUCUCUCGAGGCUCCAUCGAGAUCCUGCGCGAUGACGUGGUCGUGGCCAUUCUAGGGAAGAAUGACAUCUUUGGGGAGCCUGUUAGUCUCCAUGCCAGGCCAGGCAAAUCUAGUGCGGAUGUGCGUGCCCUGACCUACUGUGACCUGCACAAGAUCCAUCGAGCAGACCUGCUGGAGGUGCUGGACAUGUACCCUGCCUUUGCAGACACCUUCUGGAAUAAGCUGGAGGUCACCUUCAACCUGCGGGACGCAGAUGGGGGUCUCCAGUCAUCACCCCAACAGGCCCCAGGCAACCAAGAUUCCCAAGGCUUCUUCCUCAAUGGCAUCAAUGACAGUCAGUCAGGUGCAGCCCCUUCCCUAAGCAUCUCAGACGCAUCUGGGCUUUGGCCUGAAUUGCUACAGCAAAUGCCCGCAAGUCCUCCAAACCCACAUCAGGACCUGGAUUGCUGGCCUCAAGAACUAGGCUGUAAAUUAGAGCAGCUCCAGGCCCAGAUGAACAGACUGGAGUCCCGCAUGUCCUCAGACCUCAGCCGCAUCCUACAGCUACUUCAGCAGCCACAGGGCCACACCAGCUACAUCCUGGGUGCCCCUGCCUCCAGUGACCUGGCCUUGUUUCCUGAAGCUUCAGUGACUCGGAGUCCAGAGCCCAGGCUUCUGGUGGGACAUACGCCCUCUGCACAGACCCUAAGCUAUGGUGACUUGGACAAACAUAUUCGGAAGCCCAGGAGUUUCUCCCCCAGGAUGCGUCACUUGGCUGUGGCAAUGGACAAAACUCUGGUACCAUCCUCAGAACAGGAACAGCCUGAGGGUCACCUGUCACCUCUGGCCUCAUCUCUGUGUCCCCUGGAAGUCCAGGGACUUAUCAGUGGCCCCCGCUUUCCCUCCCUUCCUGAACACCUCAGCUCUGUUCCCAAGCAGCUGGAGUUCCAGAGACACGGUUCAGAUCCUGGCUUCACAAGGAGUUAGGGCCAUUGGACCCCAAGGUAAAAGCCACCAUGAGGGAAUUGAUAGACAGUGAGGUGGGAGUUAAGCCUCUUGGGGGAGCCAGACAGCCCUCUGAUGGAACUCUGAAAACCAUUUUCGCAGAGAAACUACAGACUGCUGAGCCAGGUGAGGAUGGCCUGAGGGAAGAGGCUCAGGACUUGGCCCAACCCCUGGGGGUUCCAUGUAACCAGCAAGCCAGGCAGAGGCUUACUUCACAGAGCCAGUGAAGAAGGGAGAAGUUUCUAACAUUGAGUCUUGCUUAGGGCUGCAUGUGAUCAUCUCCCAGCUCAGAAUCAUCCUUUGCCUCAGAAGCCCAGAACCAAGGCCAGGGUUGACCAGCCCUUUCACCAAAAGCCUCUAACAUGGCUGGAGUUAGAGGUAUCCUCUGUGGUGAACCUGAAAGACGGAGCUCCAGUCCCCAGCUCCUCUACCGUUCAGAGUUCUGUGACAACAUCUGGGUCCCUUGGAGGCAUGCAGUGUCACACAGCUAAUAAAGUCUUGAACAUUUCA
Peromyscus californicus insignis is the source of this 3617-nucleotide messenger RNA. RefSeq names its product potassium voltage-gated channel subfamily H member 6 (gene Kcnh6). Gene Ontology annotation, molecular function: inward rectifier potassium channel activity. The coding region runs from base 63 to 3089 and encodes 1008 amino acids. The transcript has 12 exons. Gene Ontology annotation, cellular component: membrane. Gene Ontology annotation, biological process: membrane repolarization during action potential; potassium ion transmembrane transport; regulation of ventricular cardiac muscle cell membrane repolarization. Lineage: Eukaryota; Metazoa; Chordata; Mammalia; Rodentia; Cricetidae. The record is from RefSeq and is a predicted model, not a curated record.